AUGGCCGAGGGCGUUGCUCAGGCGCUGUACCGGGAGGGUGCGAUCAAGAGCCCUGAUGUCGAAUGGAUCAGUGUGGACGAGGCAGCAAGUUCGUGGCCUCCGCUGUUUGGUGGUAAUGGGGCGAUGGUGGAGCUGGGUCUUUCGAGCAACUCUCGGACGAAGAGCACGGUGGGCCGAGGCAAGGAGAUCUGGCGGGCGGGAUUCACGGAACAAGUCGAGGCGGCGCUGAACAGCAAGCGCCAGCAAGACAGUGUGAAGAGGGCCAAGUCGGGUCUGGCGAUAUGCGCUUAA
Neohortaea acidophila is the source of this 291-nucleotide messenger RNA. RefSeq lists its product as uncharacterized. Lineage: Eukaryota; Fungi; Ascomycota; Dothideomycetes; Mycosphaerellales; Teratosphaeriaceae. The record is from RefSeq and is a predicted model, not a curated record. The coding region runs from base 1 to 291 and encodes 96 amino acids. The transcript is spliced from 2 exons.